CCUCGCUCGCCCUCUCUCCCACAUCCAGUUUCGGUUUGGCGGGCCACACCACAGGUGAGUCGACGUCAGUACUUUUAUCUCAUACACAACGCAACCUGCAUCUACUGCAACCGAGGGACUCGACUUGGCCCCCUCCCCUCCCCUCCCUCCGCAUUUUAUUUUGUGACCGAGUCAAGUCCACCGUCGAAUCGAGACCGACCAGGGCCCGCGAAGCAUUCCGACGCACGCCGCACUCUUCCCGAAAUACAGGAUUCGGAUUCGGCCUGGAUGACCGCACACACAUAUCCGUCCAUCCAUCCAUCCAUACAUACAUACAUACAUACACUACCGCCAACGCUCCCCUCAUCCAUCCAUCUAUCCAUCCGGCCCACACGCAUCCCGCGCUCUUCUCAGAACCAGCACCUGUUCUGCUUCCUUGCUUGCUUGCCUGCGUCUGCGCUGCACCUCCACGCCGAUCACUCACCCCUCAGCGCCUUUGCGAUCGAAAUCCCGCCCGCAGGAUCGAGACUGACUCUUCGCUCCCUAUAUCACCACCAGGGACGGCGACACGUUUCUCCCACUCGACGACCCAACUGCCUUCCAGCCAACGUCGCAAGAUAUUUCAGUCGCCAAACACCGGGAUCCCGAACCUGCAUCACCCCUCCCGACGCUGCGGCUCCUCAUUUCUCUUCCCCGUGCGAAACCCUCUUGCAGCGCAAGCUUCGACGCUCUGCCCCAGGAUCGACCCGGUGCGGGCACGGAUGACAGCAUAAGCCUCCAGCAAUCCGGAAGAACUUCAUACCACGAGAAUAGGGGUCCCCGACCGAAUCCUCUGACUUUAUCCCUUCGCCAGCGGAACCUACCCGUCACCCCCCUUGUGUCAAAACAUAAUAUUAGCGGUCUUCCCCUCCUACUGAAAAGAACCGCACGCGCGCACGCACACACGAACGAACUCGAGAGCCCCCUCGAUCUGCGCAGCGUCAUCACAUCACCACACGGCGAACGAAGGAGACUGGCGCUAUCACGGUCAGACACAGCCAACGAUGCCAUCUCAACGACCCUUUUUCCUGUCCACCUUCUUCGCCUCCUUCCGCCAGCAGUCUCCCUCCGCGACUACGCUUUCAUCACAACAGCCCAACAAGCACUCCACACAGACGUCAUCAUCGUCGUCAUAUGCAACUCAAUCCGCCGCUUCAGCACCCCGAGCCAUCUCGUCGAAUGCAUCGCCGAGUAGCGGAGCAGGCACCGCCACCGCCAACUCGGCGACACGCCCGUCAUCAGGCGUCAUGAACCAGUACCCACUACACUCUCCGCGCGGCGGCAUCCCGAUCCCCGGCGGCUCGAACCGACGGCGUGGUAGCGACAGCAGCAGCGAAGGGUUCCGCGACGUCUUGGGUGCCGAUAAGUGGUAUAUCGGUGGACGGACCGCCGCUGGCGAAGAGAAGUUCUUCAAGCUUGGUGUCGUCCGACGGGUGCGCAGUAACGACGGCCUCAGUCUGGACAGGCUGAGUUUAUAGAGCACGACGAUUGCCAU
Messenger RNA from Colletotrichum destructivum, 1513 nucleotides. RefSeq lists its product as uncharacterized. The record is from RefSeq and is a predicted model, not a curated record. Lineage: Eukaryota; Fungi; Ascomycota; Sordariomycetes; Glomerellales; Glomerellaceae. The transcript has a single exon. The coding region runs from base 1023 to 1496 and encodes 157 amino acids.